UCAGGUCCGAUGGAGGCGGCGGCGGAAGAGACCGGCGGCGCCGGCGGCCACACCACCGGCCGGAAGCUGGUGCCGUGGUCGAGCUGGGCGGAGUGGCGCUUCGUCCGCGACGCCAUCUUCUCCCCCUACCCCGACCCCGACGCCGCUCUUCGCAGGAUCGCGGCGUGGCGGAGCAGGGGCUGCCUCCCGAUCCCCGUGGAGGUGACUGCAGCCCUCUUCGAGAUAAGGCUGCGAGAUCCCUUCUUCUCGAAUGGAGCUGCUUGGAAUGGCAAGCUGGAGUCGGAUGAGAUGCUCGCCUUGCUGCACAGUAUGGCAAUCAUUAGGCUUGUAAAUGGUUUUUUGGGGCAACCACAAAAGAAAACUGGUCGUUCAAUAGCUGAGUUAGCCGAGACUGUUGGGAUACCGCGAAUUCUUGUCGACAUUCGUCAUGAGAGUUCACAUCAAGACCUUCCCUCUCUGCGGUUGCUACAUUUGGCAGCCAUUAAGGCAUUUGACUGGGUGAAGUGUAAUUACUGGGAUUCUCAGACUAAGGCUAUUCCUGAUGCUCGACUAGAACUAAGCUCUGUAUUGCAUGACAUCACUAAAAUUCUGAAGGACAAAGAUACCGAAAAUGCAAAACCAGGUUCCAAAAGGAAACGUUCCAAAAAACAUAUUUUAUAUGCCAUUAAAAAAGUACUCCGACUAUAUUAUACAUGUCCCUCUGAGGUUGUCUCAGUUCUUUUGGAGUUUUUGCAAUUGGAUUCCCCAGAAAUGUCUGAAAACAGUGAUGUGCAUCAAACUGAUAGUUUGGAUGCAAAUUACACAUCUGGUGCUCAAACUCAAAUACCAAUGGGAGAUAUGAAAACUAUUAUAACAAAACUAUCAGAAAAAGAACCAAGAGUGCUUCUUGACAUACUGAAGUCUGUGAUUGCAAUGAUUGAGACGACGGACGUCCUCGAAUGCAAAGGUGAAUUAUAUGCAUGCCUGCCUGCUGAGUCGCCAACAACGAAAAACUUGUGCUCCUGGGUUCUAUGGAUUGUCACAAGCAUAAAAGAGUUGAAGGAUUCCGGCCGUAUUGGACUUGUCCACGAGAUAGGAGUACUUUCUUCGGACAAGAACUCUGUCCCUCGUUUCUGUCUAGCAAAACUUCUGCAGAAGUUCUUGAAUUUGUCUGUUAUAGGUGAAAGAUGCAUUGCAGAUGCAGCACUACUGCUGAUUGAGAUGGCCGGCAGUAAUAACAUGAAGGAGAAAUUGAGGAAGCUUCCUACGUUGUCCCUGCAGAAGUCACCAAAAGAUCGUGCCCUCAUUGAAUCCAGAAUCAUUGUCAAUGGUCAAGAAUCAGUUGAAAGCGCAUCAGAGAAGCUGGAAAUGUUCAAGUUGCAGUUGAGGAAACCGGAUAAUGCGUGUUUAGCAGAAGAUGGCACCGAGGGGACUUUAAAUACAAGCAUGCCAGUGAAACGUAAUCGGUGGUCUAUAGCAAAGUCCUGGACCCCCUGUCCUUUAGGGAUGAUACCUUGUUCAUAUAGUUCAACUGCUGUUCUUCCUUCCCUUGAUGUCGUCGAUCAUGAACUGAAGGAUGUGACAGCAGAGCAUGGCAUUUCUGAGCAUGAUGGUCAGACCGAAAUGUUUGACUCUUAUUCGCAGCCUGAGCAGCAGCUGUAUAAUGAGGGUGUUCAGGAAAUAUCAAUACCACAACCAGAAGAUGAGAUUUGUGAUAUGCCAGAAGUGACGUCUCCUCUGAGGGGUGCAUUACUGGUUGGUGGCGUGUGGAAAAAGGUGACUGAAGAAGAGUUGCUCUCCAUAAAGUCAAGUAUGAAAAUUUUGUUGUAAUAUUGACUAGUUAUUCUCCCCUCAGUAUUCAAACAGGUUUGUUCUGUAAACGAGCAAAUGAUAAGCUUUAAAUGGGGUAUGGACUAUGGAAAACCCUCUUCAACCA
This is a messenger RNA of Lolium rigidum, 1915 nucleotides long. RefSeq lists its product as uncharacterized. The transcript has 8 exons. The record is from RefSeq and is a predicted model, not a curated record. Gene Ontology annotation, cellular component: Las1 complex; preribosome, large subunit precursor. Gene Ontology annotation, molecular function: endonuclease activity. Lineage: Eukaryota; Viridiplantae; Streptophyta; Magnoliopsida; Poales; Poaceae. Gene Ontology annotation, biological process: maturation of LSU-rRNA; maturation of 5.8S rRNA. The coding region runs from base 10 to 1809 and encodes 599 amino acids.